Sugiyamaella lignohabitans is the source of this 675-nucleotide messenger RNA. RefSeq lists its product as uncharacterized. NCBI's taxonomy places the organism in Eukaryota, Fungi, Ascomycota, Dipodascomycetes, Dipodascales, Trichomonascaceae. Bases 1 to 675 code for a protein of 224 amino acids. The transcript has a single exon. The record is from RefSeq and is a predicted model, not a curated record. Gene Ontology annotation, biological process: endocytosis. Gene Ontology annotation, cellular component: clathrin vesicle coat; membrane.
AUGAGCGACCUUAUUGAAACUACCCUAUUCACUUGUCCCUUGGUUUAUAUUUAUUCGAUUCCCCCCUUGAAGAGUAUAUCUGCUGGUCAUGUUGCUGGUCAAUGGCCAGUUGAUAACCCACUAUGGCAGGGAAGGUUGAGGGUAGUAGAGGUGGAAGGUAUUAGCCAAACUCAUAGCGCGAACAAAAUAGACUGUCACUUGAAGCUCGAAGACUCGAAUUCUGGAGAGCUGUUUGCCAUUGCCCCGUAUUCUAAGGAUGGGAAUGGUGUGACAGCUGCCUCUGAUUCAUCUAGAUUCUUUGCAAUCACUGUAGUUGACGGAGACAGACGGGCUGUAUUGGGGAUGGGAUUUCCUGAUAGGAACUCAUCGUUUGAGUUCAAUAUUGCAUUGCAAGAUUACAAAAGGCAUUCCAAUCCACAAGCAGGACAGCAGUUUCUUAAUCCCUCGAAACAUAUAGAUCAACAGAAAGACUAUUCUUUGAAAGAGGGUCAAAUGAUUCACGUAAAUAUCAGUGGGUCCAAUGGUGCGAAAGAUGAUUCUACGGAAGAUGCUGAAGCUAACACGGUAAUCCCAAUGCUUCUUCCCCCACCGCCAUCUUCCCGGCGCUCAAAAAACCGUCAGGCAUCUCCCCCCAAGCCCUUAGCUACCGAUGACGAUUUUGGCGAUUUUCAAUGA